AUGGAGGAUGAAGGAUCGAAUGCUGAGGCCAGGAAGAGCUUGGAGCAGUUCCUCGACCUCAUUAAGGAUUUGAUCCGACCAGCUGUAGCAGCAUGUAACCCCGAGCUUGAUCUCAUGCUCCUUUUGGCUAACCCAGGUGCAGUCGUCUUCUGGCGACACUGUCCUUCACAUAAGUUCAAGCGAAUGAAAACUACGAGUGGUUGCUUCAUCUCUCUCGUACCUUUGCCGGAACUCAUGCCGGAGCAAAUUCAACUUUCCCAUCCUUACUUACUCUGCUUGAUGAGAGGUGAUCCUUUGAAGACUCUGACUGGCCACUUCCGAGAAAGCACUCCCGUCACAAGAAACGUGAAAGGGAUCAACUGCUGCCAAGUCAAGCUGAGGCUUCAAGACUUUAUCGUGCUCUACAAAGAUGCGAGAUUCGCAGAUACGAGGAGAAAGGAUGAUGGCUUCGACUUCGUUACCACAAUUAAGUGUGCUCUUUUCUAUCGUAGCCGGAAGAGCCUAGACUACAUAUCAGACUACUUGCCACCAACCUACUCUGAGUUCAUAAACAGGUUUUGCUGUGAUUCCCUCGGAGGACCAGUCCUACUUGUGGGCUAUCACAUGUUACUAGGACUACAACUGGUUCUGUUGGUUAUUGGGAUUUUGAUCAAAAGAAACAUUCAUGUGCGCGGGAUAGCUCACCUGCUGCUCUUUGCCGAGUACAAGGAAGGAUGCAUUGGCCUCAACCCAUCAUUUUACGAUAAAUUCUGCAUUAUGGGUGCUGUUCCUGUUUCAGGAAUGAACCAUUUCAAACUUCUCUCUAGGAAGUCUCACAUCCUUCUAUACCCGGAUGGCAAUCGCGAAGCCCUUCAUAAGGGGGUAACUGUCGGUUACGAAGAUCUAAUGAAGAUCCCGAACUUGAGAAAUCUCAUAAGAGAAAUGAAUAACGAGAUUGUGAGGCUGUGUUCAGCCUACUAUCACGAUGACAGGACCACUGUCACUGGAGAGGUAACAAAUCGAGAUAUGCACCUUCCAGGAAUUAUGCCCAAGAUCCCGGAGCGGUUCUACUUCAUGUUCGGAAAACCAAUAGAAACCAAAGGGAGAGAGCAAGAACUGAGGGACAGGGACAAGUCUCAUGAAGUCAAGUCCGAGAAAGCUCAACUGGACAGUUUAAAUCAGAGGUCAGAGAUUCCUAGUCAUCUCGCAAGUCUGAUGAACAAUGCAAGAUUUGAUCGUCCAACGUAG
Molecule: messenger RNA, 1227 nt
Organism: Punica granatum (pomegranate)
Lineage: Eukaryota; Viridiplantae; Streptophyta; Magnoliopsida; Myrtales; Lythraceae
Source: RefSeq, a predicted model, not a curated record